GUAUGUGAUUUUCGUUAGAGACACCGUUGCACCUCCAUCUCAGUCAGAUUUAAUAAGUGCGCUUGGUCGUUAGUGGUUAAUAACGUUGUUUCAGCUAUUCGGAUAAUAUUUGAAAUUGAAGUGCUCGAAACAACUCUGUAAAUAUGAACGAAACUUCUUCUGUUAAUGCAACUUCUAUUUUUGAUUUACUUUCGUUGGACAAUGAAGUGUUCAGGAGUUACAUUUUUUAUUCAUCACUGUUGGUUAUGAAGGUUUUUUUGCUAGUCCCACUGACCGCAAUUCAACGAAUAAAGUACAUGAACUUUGCCAAUCCCGAAGACACUAAAAUCAGGAUUGGAUUUUUACCAAAACCAUCCGUCUCAUUGAACAACGAACACAUCGAACGUAUACGAAGGGCACACCUGAAUGACUUAGAAAACAUACCGUUUUUCGUGUUUUCCGCAUUUUUCUACAUUCUAACUGGACCCAGCGUAUUUGUAGCCACAACGUUGUUCAAGAUAGUCACUCUGCUCAGAUUUGUGCACACGUUCGUUUAUGCAGUGAUCGUCAUUCCGCAACCUGCUCGAUUUUUAUCGUUCAUCAUUCCCUACUUUUUGAUGUUUCAUAUGUGUUUUACAGCGGUGAUACAUUUUUGGGAUGAAAAUUAAAGUUUUGAUUUGAAACAUACGCAAAGCGGCGUAA
Bradysia coprophila is the source of this 681-nucleotide messenger RNA. RefSeq names its product microsomal glutathione S-transferase 1-like. Gene Ontology annotation, cellular component: membrane. The record is from RefSeq and is a predicted model, not a curated record. NCBI's taxonomy places the organism in Eukaryota, Metazoa, Arthropoda, Insecta, Diptera, Sciaridae.